Pleuronectes platessa (European plaice) is the source of this 4325-nucleotide messenger RNA. Its product is annotated as transmembrane and coiled-coil domain protein 3. Lineage: Eukaryota; Metazoa; Chordata; Actinopteri; Pleuronectiformes; Pleuronectidae. Gene Ontology annotation, cellular component: endomembrane system. Bases 419 to 1792 code for a protein of 457 amino acids. The transcript has 4 exons. The record is from RefSeq and is a predicted model, not a curated record.
GAGAGAAUGGAAAUAUAGAAAGUGUGAUAAAAGUGCCACCCUAUGAACCAAACACCACGCCACAGCCUGAUCGUUUAAAUCUAUUCAUACAGAUCGCUGCAAACUCUUGCGACAUGUAUGUGAUUCACUGCAUGACCCGAACUGAUGGUUUCAGCAGAUAACAGCUUGUGAUUGUGACUGCUUGAAAACCGUACUUCCUCAUAACGUGGUGCAGUGCCUUCCUGUUUGAAUAAGAUGACUUGUUUGUGGAGGGGGCAGCUAGCUUAGCAAUGAACAGGCUUAGAUUCUGUGUGCUCUGCUAAUCUGACUCACAAUGUAUUAGACUAAUGCAGCUCAGUGUUGAGAAUGCACCCACUGCACAACCACUGGAACCUAAGAUCGGAGCACGGAGGGCAGUUUACUGAACCUCCCUGUAUCGAUGCGGCGGGGUUCUUCAGAGAACAAUCUGGAUCUGGACCUCAGUGAUUCCAGUCCUGGUCCCGCCAUCGGUUUCGAGAUCCAGCGCAGUCGUUCCUGCUUGGACAACCUCCAGCAAAAGAUACUGAAAGUCACAGAGCAGCUGAAGAUUGAGCAAACGGCGAGAGACGAGAAUGUAGCCGAGUAUUUGAAGCUGGUGAACAGUGCGGAGAAGCAGCAGCUGGGGCGCAUCAAGCAGGUGUUUGAGAAGAAGAACCAGAAAUCAGCUCAAAAUAUCGCUCAGAUGCAAAAGAAGCUGGAGCAGUAUCAUCGAAAGAUGAAGGACAGUGAAAUCCAUCACAGCCCCACCCCUCAUCCGUCCGCUUUCAAGCACAGCACCAUCCCCAGGGAUUCGCCCAGAGAGCUGCUGAGGGAUAUGACGGGCAGUGGCCGACACCCGACCAUGGACAAGAUCAAGACCAUCGGACCAGGCGUCUCUCUCUCGCCACCUUUCUUCUUCAGCAAACCUAGAGAGUUCGCCAACCUCAUCAGGAACAAGUUUGGCAGCGCUGACAACAUCGCCCACCUCAAGACCAGUCUCGAUGCUUCCUCUCCGUUACCCACUGACAGUGCAGGAAAGGGGCUGAGCAGCAGCACCUCUAUGGUCAGCAAGCCCAAGUACCCCAGUGAUGACGAGUGCUCCUCGGAGUGCGCCUCUAUUUCAGCAGACAGUAACGGACACCCUGCGGCAGGAGGGGUGUCAGCGGGGCAGGCGCACAGUCAGGAGCAGCCAGCAGGUGGCGACAGUCACGGCAGACUGGCCCUGAGCCUGGAGGAGGUGAGGGAGGUUAAAGAAGCUCAAGGCCAGUUCGAGGAUGACAUGGAGGAGCUGAAGGCUCAGUUCAAGAGAGAGUUUGGCAUCCUCAGCCAAACACUGCAGGAAGAGAGAUACAGAUAUGAACAUUUGGAAGACCAGCUGAACGACCUGACGGAGCUUCACCAAAAUGAAAUGGCGAAUUUGAAGCAGGAACUGGCCAGCAUUGAGGAGCGGGUGGCCUACCAGGCACACGAGAGGGCCAGGGACAUACAGGAAGCCCUCGAGUCGUGUCAGACGCGAGUGUCCAAGCUGGAGCUCCAGCAGCAGCAGCAGCAGCAGACGGUCCAGCUCGAGAGCCACGACGCCCGGGUUCUGCUGGGGAAGAGCAUCAACAUCAUGCUGGCCAUCAUCACCGUCAUCCUGGUGUGCGUCUCCACCGUUGCCAAGUUCGCCGCCCCACUGAUGAGGAGCCGAUACCAUGUGGUCGCCACCUUCCUGGGGAUUUGCUUCUUGACCAUGUUCUGGAAGAAUUUGGACCGUUUACAGUACGCCAUGGACAGGUUGCUGGUGCUCGGCUGACCAUACUGAAAUCAGCAAUAACGCCACACUGUCAGUUGUUAGGAUAGUCUAAGAGGAUUGGUUGUACAAUCGUCAGAGGACACGAUCGCCAUUCAUCUACAGAAGUCACUGUUUUUUGUUUUUUUAAGUGAAAUUUUGGUGAUUUUCUUGUCUUAACUUGAAUGUUUGUAGCUAAUAAUUCCAUUUAAUCGUGACAUUAAUAUUUAUAACAGUAUAUUUUGUUAGAUCCUCACUGAUUGAUGAAAAACUAAUAAUCACAGGACACAAAAGGCCAAAAGGCAAGGGUGAAGAGAAAUGCUUUUCACCACAAUGCAGCAACAUGGGACUCGCUCUUUACCACGUUUUAAAAGAAUAGAAUCCAUAGAUCAGGCCAAAUUGAAGAAAAUGGUUAUUCUUUUCAUUUUGCCUCAGCUUAACUCAAUAUCACUGAAACUCUUGCAAUCGUGCACAUGGUGAAGAAGAAGGCUACGUCGACAUGUGCUUAUUUGCCCUCUUUCUGAUAGUAAAAUGAAAAGAUCGAUACCACACUCACAUCUGUAUGGCUACAAUCAGCUGCUGUUUAGCUUAGCUUAACAUAAACCCGUAACAUAUUGGUACAUGCGAUCGGGACGCUGGAAGAACUUGUUACUUUUAGACAGAGCCAGGCUCUCUGGGCCUGUUUCUCGUCUUUUUGCUAAGUUAAGCUAACAGGCUUCUGGUAUUACCUCCAUACUUAACUAGAUUUUCUAAUCAGACUUUCACCCAAAGAGGUGAACGAGUGUAUAUAUUUAAACUUUGAAUUAUUGAUUUGAAUGAGGAACCUACUGAGGCCUAUGUCACAAAUAAGUGCAUGUAAAGCGAAAGUAAGUCAAAGUCCACAUGAAGCCACAUCGCAGAGGGAAUGUUUUACCCCCCCCUGCGCUCAAACAAAUCUGAAGUGAACGGGAGAGGAAGGUUCGCGCUGAUACAUUCCCGCAUGGCAAAGAGGAAAUUACCGGUUUUCUACGUGUUUAUUUUCUUUAUCCCUCGCACGGGUGAGGAACGUUUUUCCUAUCAAGGGCUAUUCAAUGCGGUCGGUGCUAAAAGGCGACUGUGUCAGAUGGUAGUGGUGAUGAUGCUCCUCCGUCCAGGGUCUUAAGCAGAACCAAGUCUUUGCGAGUGUGAGUUUAGAAAAGAACAUUUGGGCGGUGAGAGUGUGUGGUACGUUACCUGAAGCUCCUUGUUGCUUCAACGAUUUCAUGUUGUGGUCAGUUGUCAGGCGCACAAGAUGGUUCCACAUUAAACGGAGUGGCAAAUAUGCUCGGCUCAGUUUCCCCAUGCAAAGACAUCAGCAUGUUCAGUGGAGGUCAUAUCAGGCGUUUGAUCUUGUAGGGUAGGAAAAUGCACAUUCACCCACAAUGCACAGUUUUACUUUUACAAUUUUAGAGGCAAGAAGGCUUAUGCGUGCGUUUCUUUCUCCCGGACUGACCUGACAGGCAGCUGUAGGGUUCCCCACUGAAGGAAACGUUAGCUUUUAUUGCAGAAAAAUCGAAAUCAAAUAAAUCAGUUGCUGUCAUGGGAAACUCUUUUAUAUUUAUGAAUUGUCCCACAGGCCUGAUCAACUGGUCUGGCAGCCUGGAGGCCGACGACUCCCCGCCCCUGUCUUAUGAUUGCCUUGUUUGACUUUUGCGGUCAGUCGUCUCUUAAAGUUUCUCCGUGUACUGGUCAUCGUGUUCAAAGUGCAAUAUAUUUGAUUUAAAGAAUGAUUCUUUUUAGGAGUGUGUUUGUUUAUAUAAAUAUUUUUACAGUGACAGGCUGUCGGUGUUGUCUGGAGUGGGGAGAGGGGGCUGUCAUUAAUGAUUGCAUGAGAGAUCAUAACCACUGAAGAAGCCACUGCUGGUGUGUGAUAAGACCAGCUGUCUCCUCUCUCUGGGGUCAAACAUGACUCUCACUGCGCUGGUAGCAUGGUGAUAUCAACACACGGCCGAAUCACCAGUGCAGUGACGCAUGCAUGUGCACCCAGGCAAACACUCGGCUCUCUGUAUUUACAUGUCUUAUGGGUGUUUUACCCACUCUCCAUGUCUUUUACUAAUAAUGUGAUUAAGAGGCAAUGGGUUAUACUGUGAUACAAGACAUUUUUCUCCGAGGAAAAAUGCAAUUCUCUUUUUUUAAAGACGCAACAAACAGCCUUCAGUGCUCUGUGGUGAUGACGGAGGAGCACAUUACAGUUUCUAAGUGUUGAAUUAUGAGCCUAUUUAAUGGACUGACUAAUGCUAUUUGUUUGUCUUAUGAACUUUGCCUGUAAGGAUCUCACAUGAAGCCACAGACCACUUUUUUUUAAUGUUUGUCUGCCACUUUAACAUUGUUUGUGUCGAUAUUUGUUCUUGUCAGCGACUGCAUCAUAUUGUGUUGUUUCUUUUUAAACGCAGUUGAGGAAGUUUGACCUGCAGAACUACAGAUCAGGUUUACAUUCUCUUCUCAUCUCUGGUGCACUGUGAUCAAUCAGUCGUAUCUUCAUGCAUCAUGUGCCUUCGUCUGACAAUUUCUGUUAAAUUAAACAACCCUUUUUAAACAA